This is a messenger RNA of Aspergillus campestris IBT 28561, 350 nucleotides long. RefSeq lists its product as uncharacterized. The transcript has 2 exons. The coding region runs from base 1 to 225 and encodes 74 amino acids. The record is from RefSeq and is a predicted model, not a curated record. NCBI's taxonomy places the organism in Eukaryota, Fungi, Ascomycota, Eurotiomycetes, Eurotiales, Aspergillaceae.
AUGCCCUCCCGACAAACCAGUCCCCUCCCCAAAUCCCUCCAAGACCUCCUCAUCGAAGACGAGGAGGAGAUGGAAUGGUAUGGCGAUUAUGAAGAUCACUGGAUUACCGCGGCGGCGCAAUCGAAUCCCCAAGUUGGGACCGAUCCAGAGCCAUCGCAGACAAAACUGAAGACAGGAAUAACGGAGACGGAGAGUAAGACGGCGGGGCAGGAGGGGGAGUCUUGAUUUCUUCCUAGGUUUCGUUGCAUAUUAGUGGGCUUGUGGGUAUACUACCAGGUAGUAUACUAUAUAUUAGUCUAUUCUCCGUGGUAUCUGUCAGUAGCAUACAGAUCAUGUCUUAUCGAGUUCAG